AAGCAAGAUACAGUGGUUUCAGUGGUGGCAGAUUCAUACACCUCCGGCCAUGAACGAACAACAACAGUCUCUGAUUCUCGAAUCUUCCUCUCGCUUCUUGCCACCACAAGGAGUGAAGCUGUCGUACGGCACAGCUGGGUUCAGGGCCGAUGCAUCGCUGCUCCAAUCGACGGUUUACAGGGUCGGAAUUUUGGCGGCUCUCAGAUCGCUGAAGACGCAGUCGGUGAUCGGCGUCAUGAUCACUGCUUCCCACAACAAAGUCUCCGACAACGGCGUCAAAAUCGCUGACCCCAACGGAGGAAUGCUUUCUCAGCAUUGGGAACCCUUCGCUGAUGCCCUCGCCAAUGCUCCUUCUCCACAAGAACUGAUCCAGUUGAUAAAUGAAUUUGUCAAGAAAGAGGGUAUUCAGUUUGAUGGAGUUAAGCAUGCUGAAAUACUUUUGGGGAGAGACACCAGACCCAGCGGAGAAGCUUUGCUUGAAGCUGCUAAAGAAGGCGUCGCAUCGAUUGUUGGAGCGGUUGCAAUGGACUUGGGGAUUUUGACAACUCCUCAGUUACAUUGGAUGGUUUGGGCUAGGAAUAAGGGCAUGAAGGCCUCAGAGCAGGAUUACGUUGAACAGCUUUCGAGCUCAUUCAGGUGCUUAAUGGAUUUGAUUCCAAGUCAAAGGAGCAAGUUCGAUGGGACGAAUGACAAAUUGGUUGUGGAUGGAGCUAAUGGUGUAGGUGGACUGAAACUAAAAGUUCUAGAGAAAUUGUUGAAUGGUUUGCUUAUUGAGGUUCGGAAUAGCAGUGAAGAUGGAGGCGUACUGAAUGAAGGAGUUGGCGCUGAUUAUGUGCAGAAAGAGAAGGUUGCUCCACAUGGCUUUGGUUCCAGUGAUGCUGGGAUAAGGUGUGCUAGCUUGGAUGGAGAUGCUGAUAGACUUGUUUAUUUUACUGUAAAUCCAGAAAGCAGUGGAGCAAUUGAUCUUGUUGAUGGGGAUAAGAUACUUUCUCUGUUUGCCUUGUUUAUUCGAGAGCAACUAAGCAUUCUUAAUGAGAGAGAAGGCACAAAGAACAAUCACCAAGCCCGUCUUGGUAUAGUGCAGACCGCUUAUGCAAAUGGAGCAUCUACUAAUUACCUUAAACAGUUGGGACUUGAAAUCAAUUUGACUCCAACUGGAGUAAAAUACUUGCAUGAAAAAGCUGCUGAAUUUGAUAUUGGCAUAUAUUUUGAGGCAAAUGGCCAUGGAACUAUCCUAUUUUCUGAAUCUUUCGUAGGGUGGUUAGAGGCCACUACAAAUGAGCUCUCUGCAAGAUCUAAAGGUUCAGAUGCAGAAAAGGCGGCUUUGAGAUUAUUGGCUACCAGUAGGUUGAUCAACCAAGCAGUUGGAGAUGCCUUGAGUGGAGUGCUCUUGGUGGAAGUCAUAUUGCAGCACAUGGGAUGGUCCAUACACAGAUGGAAUGAACUUUAUCAUGAUUUGCCCAGCAGGCAGCUUAAGGUGAAAGUUGCUGAUAGGACAGCAGUGAUUACAACAAAUGCAGAAACUGUAGUUGUGAGUCCCCCUGGUCUACAAGAAGCAAUCAACAACGAAACCGGAAAGUAUUCUCAAGGUCGAUGCUUUGUGCGACCAUCUGGCACGGAGGAUGUUGUUCGUGUAUAUGCCGAGGCAUCUUCACAAGAAGCAGCAGAUAGCCUAGCCAACUCCGUGGCUAAACUUGUGGACCAAUUCUUGGGUUGACAUGCCUAUUCUCAGCAUCAAUCAUAUAUACAAAACAGCUUGGCUUUUCAAAGUUUUGUAAUCUUGAAGAGAAAAAAAAUUCUUAAGCAUUUUACUUUAUAGAGCAUUUUACCAAUUUCUGAGAUGACUCUAAUUCAAA
Arachis duranensis is the source of this 1856-nucleotide messenger RNA. Its product is annotated as phosphoacetylglucosamine mutase. Gene Ontology annotation, biological process: carbohydrate metabolic process; UDP-N-acetylglucosamine biosynthetic process. Lineage: Eukaryota; Viridiplantae; Streptophyta; Magnoliopsida; Fabales; Fabaceae. Gene Ontology annotation, molecular function: phosphoacetylglucosamine mutase activity. The coding region runs from base 50 to 1717 and encodes 555 amino acids. The transcript is spliced from 8 exons. The record is from RefSeq and is a predicted model, not a curated record.